AUGUUCUCGCAAUUGCUACGUCACAUACCGCCCACGCUGCAGCGGCGAGCGACUUUAAUCGAACAUCGUAAAACGACCUGUUUUUGCGCACAAUCGUUACAAUAUUGCGAAUACGGCGAACCCGCUGACGUUCUGCAGCUUGUCGAAUUGGAUUUGUCCGAACCGAAAGACAACGAAGUGUUAGUGAGAUUGCUAGCCGCACCGAUUAACCCCUCCGACAUCAACACCAUACAAGGCAAAUAUCCGGUGAAGUUACCGUUACCCGCAAUCGCCGGCAAUGAGGGUGUCGGGGAAGUGCUGCGCGCCGGCGCCAAUGUGCAAAAGCUGAAGCGAGGUCAACGUGUUGUUGUAGUCGAGAGCGCGCUGGGCACUUGGCGGACACACGGAAACUUUUCCGAACAACAGCUCUUGGGUAUACCGAAUAAGAUGGACUUGGCGACCGCUGCCACAAUGGUAGUGAAUCCACCGACUGCCUAUCGCAUGCUGAAGGACUUUGUGCCACUCGCACAAGGCGAUUGCGUUAUACAAAAUGGCGCCAAUAGCGCUGUCGGUCAAAUAGUUCACCAAUUGUGUAAAGCAUGGGGUCUGAAAUCAAUUGGCAUCGUGCGAAAUCGCCCGAAUUUGGAAGAGCUGAAAACGUAUCUCAAACUACUCGGUGCGAGUGAGGUGCUAACAGAGGAAGAGCUAGCGCAAAAGGAUGUGACGAAUAAACUCUGCAAACUGCCGACGCCUCGUCUAGCGCUCAAUUGUGUUGGCGGUAAGAAUGCGUCGGACAUGGCAAAGCUGUUAGCCGUCAAGGGUGUCAUGGUCACAUAUGGCGGCAUGUCGCGUAAGCCUGUGGUGAUUCCAACGCCUGCGCUUAUUUUUAAAAAUAUCUCCUUCUGUGGAUUUUGGGUCACACGUUGGAUGAGAGAGCACAAGGGUAAGCCGACGCGUGACAAAAUGUUUACCGAACUAAUUGAGAUGUUCGACCAAGGCAAGUUGAAAGGUAUUAAACACGAGAUGGUGCCACUGAAGGAUUAUAAAAAGGCAGUUUCAGAUGCAUUGGACUUAAAGGGCAUGGUGGGGAAGAAAUAUAUUUUGCAAAUGAAAUGUUGA
Molecule: messenger RNA, 1098 nt
Organism: Bactrocera tryoni
Lineage: Eukaryota; Metazoa; Arthropoda; Insecta; Diptera; Tephritidae
Product: enoyl-[acyl-carrier-protein] reductase, mitochondrial-like
Exons: 1
Coding region: 1-1098 (365 amino acids)
Biological process (GO): fatty acid metabolic process
Cellular component (GO): mitochondrion
Molecular function (GO): trans-2-enoyl-CoA reductase (NADPH) activity
Source: RefSeq, a predicted model, not a curated record